AUGGAGACACACGUAAGAGAACAGAUAAAUUUUGUAACAAAGCGCAAUGGCAGUGAAAGAGAAACCCAAAUUGAGCUUCAUCGAAAAUUUUGCCCUCAGUGGCGUUGCUGCUGUCGUUUCGAAAACAGCAGCUGCACCCAUCGAACGGGUAUCAUCACCGAACCAUACAAAGGUGUUAUUGAUUGUACCGCUCGAACAUUCAGAACCGAAGGCCUUAUUCCAUUCUGGCGAGGCAAUUUGGCCAACUGUCUUCGAUAUUUUCCUACCCAGGCUUUGAACUUUGCUUUCAAAGACAAAAUAAAAGCAAUGUUCAAACAAAACAAAAAUGAUCCUUAUAUGAUCAAUUUUGCCAAGAACAUUGCAAGUGGUGGUGUUGCUGGUGCAUUGUCCUUGUGCUUCGUCUACUCACUUGAUUACGCCCGUACACGUUUGGCAAAUGACGUCAAGAGCACGAAGAAAGGUGGAGGUGAACGUAAAUACAACGGUCUUAUUGAUGUCUACAGAAAGACAAUGGCCACCGACGGUAUUGCUGGUCUCUAUCGUGGUUUCGUCAUUUCAUGUGUCGGUAUCAUUAUCUAUCGUGGUUGUUACUUCGGUUUCUAUGAUACUUUGAAACCAAUCUUACUUGGACCCGAUGCCGGUCUUCUCCUUUCAUUUUUACUUGGUUAUGGUGUCACAGUCACAUCAGGUCUUAUCUCAUAUCCAGUCGAUACUAUUCGACGACGUAUGAUGAUGACAUCAGGCCAAGCUGUUAAAUACAAAGGAUCAUUGGACUGCAUGUUCCAGAUCAUCCGCGCUGAAGGUGUUAUUUCAUUAUUCAAAGGAGCCGGUGCCAAUAUUCUCAGAGGUAUCGCCGGUGCUGGUGUCUUGGCUGGUUUCGAUAAACUAGUACAAGUUUACACUGGUGUCAAAGUCGAUACCAGCGGUGGUUAA
Adineta ricciae is the source of this 933-nucleotide messenger RNA. The record is from the annotation of a GenBank genome assembly. Lineage: Eukaryota; Metazoa; Rotifera; Eurotatoria; Adinetida; Adinetidae.